Molecule: messenger RNA, 522 nt
Organism: Uranotaenia lowii
Lineage: Eukaryota; Metazoa; Arthropoda; Insecta; Diptera; Culicidae
Product: galectin-3-like
Exons: 2
Coding region: 1-522 (173 amino acids)
Source: RefSeq, a predicted model, not a curated record
AUGAAGUUUCUUGUCAUAUUUUCGAUGGCACUGGUCGCUGCUGUUUGUGCUAAGCCAGGGGCGUAUCCCGGGGCUUGGCCGAAUGCUCGAGGUUUAAAUGGUUAUCCCUGGAAUGGAAGACCGAAUUCUCCAAACAGUCCCUUUGGAAGAUCCGGAUGGAACAACGUUGGUCCGAAUCCAGUGGGUUUGGGAUUGGGAUGUGGACCUCAUCCUUACGGACCAAAUGGCGUCCAUCCUUCAUCAUAUCCUGGCCAUCUUGGGUGGACCCCAAGCGGAAUUUCUCGUGGUCCACUUCCAUACGGAUUCAAUGGACCUUUCAAUGGACCAUUCAAUGGAGCAUACAACGCACCGUACGGGGGCGAUUAUAAUGGGCGACCUUUUGGGGCUUACAACGGACCAUUCAAUGGUCACAACGCUCUGGCAAAUCCUUGGGGAUUGAAUGUUGGAAACUUUGGCUUUAGUCAUCAGUCGUCAGUUAAGCAUGUUGCUGCCACUCCCGGAUCUCUGCAUAUUGUGACAUAA